Fraxinus pennsylvanica is the source of this 1845-nucleotide messenger RNA. The record is from the annotation of a GenBank genome assembly. Lineage: Eukaryota; Viridiplantae; Streptophyta; Magnoliopsida; Lamiales; Oleaceae.
AUGGUGAGGAAACACGUUUUCAAAAGGACUUAUUCUUUGGAUAAUCUGCAUGUUUUACAUUUCAUCGGAUUACUUCUUCUCGGUGUUGUGCUGCAAGCUGAUGCAUUGGAACGUCGCUAUAAAUUUGUGUUGAGGGAGACUCCAUACACAAGGCUUUGCACCAACAAGACUAUCUUGACAAUAAAUGGACAAUUUCCGGGGCCAACUAUAUACGCUACUAAAGGAGAAACAAUCAUUGUUGAUGUUUAUAAUCGAGCAAACGCGAACAUCACUAUUCACUGGCAUGGAGUAAAAAUGCCAAGGUAUCCAUGGUCAGAUGGACCUGAAUAUGUGACUCAGUGCCCAAUUCGACCAGGAACAAAGUUUAGCCAAAGGAUUGUGCUUUCGGACGAGGAAGGAACUUUGUGGUGGCACGCUCAUAGUGAAUGGUCACGGGCUACUGUCUACGGUGCAAUCGUUAUUUAUCCAAAGAAGAAAAAUGACUAUCCUUUCCCUAAGCCUCAUGCAGAACAACUCAUCGUUCUAGGAGAGUGGUGGAACAGUGAUGUGGAAGAGGUUCUUAGUGAAUUCAUGGCAAGUGGAGGGGAUCCAAAUAUUUCCGACUCGUUCCUUAUAAAUGGUCAGCCUGGGGAUCUAUAUCCGUGCUCAAGAUCAGAUACAUUCAAGUUGACCGUGGAUUUUGGCAAGACUUAUUUGCUCCGAAUGGUUAACGCGGUCAUGAACAACAUUAUGUUCUUUAAAAUUGCAAACCACAAUAUCACUGUAGUUGGAUCAGAUGGCAGUUAUACCAAGCAGGAUUUUGGCAAGACUUAUUUGCUCCGAAUGGUUAACGCGGUCAUGAACAACAUUAUGUUCUUUAAAAUUGCAAACCACAAUAUCACUGUAGUGGGAUCAGAUGGCAGUUAUACCAAGCCCUUCAAGAGUGAUUAUAUUACCAUCUCUCCAGGCCAAACCAUUGAUCUCUUGUUGGAAGCUAACCAAAAUCCUAGCCACUACUACAUGGCUUCAAGGGUGUAUGCCAGUGCAGGCCUUUAUGACAACACAACUACAACAGCUAUUGUUCAGUAUCGAGGAAAUUUUACUCCACCAGCAUCACCAUUACUCCCAAGUUUUCCAGAUUUCAAUGAUACAAAUGCUUCAGUUAAUUUCACUAGACAACUCAAAAGUUUAGCAAAUAAGAAAUAUCCUGUUGAUGUUCCUUUAAAUGUGACCACUAAAUUAUCCUUCACCCUUUCCAUCAAUUUAAUCCCUUGUGCCAAUGAUUCGUGUGAGGGACCUUUCAACGACCGUCUUUCAGCAAGUGUGAAUAACAUAACCUUUCAGCUACCUAGAGUCGACAUCCUUCAAGCUUAUUAUAGGCGCAUCAGAGGUGUUUAUGGAAAUGACUUUCCCAACAAUCCACCAUUUCAAUUCAAUUAUACUCAAGAUUUUGUCCCUCGAGACCUGUGGACGCCUCAAAACGGGACAGAUGUUGUAGUUCUUCGCUACAAUUCCACUGUGGAACUUGUCUUCCAGGGAACAAACACAGUUGCAGGGAUAGAUCAUCCCAUGCACUUACAUGGAUAUAGUUUUUAUGUAGUUGGGUCGGGAUUUGGAAACUUCGACAAAGACAAAGACCCAUUGAAUUAUAAUCUCGUAGACCCUCCUCUAAUGGAAACAAUUGCAGUUCCUAGAAAUGGUUGGACAGCAAUCAGAUUCAAGGCAAAUAAUCCAGGAGUAUGGUUUAUGCAUUGCCAUUUUGAGCGUCAUGUAAGUUGGGGAAUGGGAAUGGUAUUCAUUGUUAGAAAUGGCAAGAGCCGAGAUGCUAAAAUACUGCCUCCACCUCCAGACAUGCCAAGGUGUUAA